CUUUUUCCUCUCGACAUAGUUGUUUGACUGUCGGCGUUUAGGCGGUUGACGGGAAAGCGGAACUAGCUAACUAAACUAGCGAGCUAGCAGCACAUUAGCCGAGUUGCCCCAGGAGCCUGCCCCUUGUUUACCACACUGCAGAGCACAACAGCAAGCUUUAAGACAAUGCCGCAGAAUAUCGAGCUCGGUGCCGCAGGAGGAGCCUCCAAACAGGACAGCAGCAACAUGGAAGACAUGACUGUGGAACAGAUGACCAUGAGGGCCAACCAAGUGACUGACGAGUCACUGGAAAGCACACGCAGGAUGCUGCAGAUGGCAGAGGAGAGCAAACAGACUGGCAUCAACACCAUGGUGAUGUUGGACCAGCAAGGAGAGCAGCUGAGGCGUGUGGACGAGGGCAUGGACCAGAUCAACCAGGACAUGAGACAGGCUGAGAAAAACCUGACUGACCUCUCCAAGUGCUGCGGCCUCUGUGUCUGCCCCUGUGACAGGGUGUCUUCAAUCGAGCACGACUCAAAAUACAAGCGUACCUGGGGUAUUGGAGGAGGUGACGGCGAAAUUGAUUCCAAUGGCUCAAAAGUAGUCUCAAGGCAGCCCUCAGGUGUCCGUAAUGGCCAGGCUGCCCAGGCGAGCGCCCCGGCGCCCUCAGGCCCAUACGUCAAGAGGAUAACCAACGAUGCACGCGAGGAUGAGAUGGAGGAGAAUCUGGAUGCUGUGGGCAGCAUCAUUGGCAACCUGAAAACUAUGGCUAUGGACAUGGGCAGUGAGAUAGACAAGCAGAACAAACAGAUCGACGGCAUCACUGCCAAGGCGGACAUGAACAAACUUCGCAUCGAUGAAGCCAACCAGAGAGCCAACAAGCUCAUCAAGUAGACGAGGAACCCCGCUUCCACCAGUUUUAUCCAUCAACCUUGAGCCUCUGUCGCUGCACCCAUACACACACACACACACACACUGCCUUGUUGUGCACAUGCACAAACACACACUCUUAGACAUAAAAAAAAAAUUCAGUCCGGAAGAAUAUCUUUGCCAGCAGUGUGCCUGCCUUUACUGCACCAAGAUGUAAGUUGAAUACACAAACAUUUAUACAUUUUAUAAAUUGACUACCAAUAUAGCCUUUGACAUAUGUAUUUCAUAGUCAUGCUGGACUUUGAGAAGCAGGCUGGGCAUCAGAAACUGCACCCAGAUGUGACUGACUGCCUAUACCUGCUGUUUGAUACCAAAUAUGCACAAGACCUGUUGUAUCAUAUCUCAUUCACAAGAAGGAAAGCGGCACAGGUCUGCUGCUUUUCUUUCUUAUUUUUUCCUCUUUUUUUGCCUUUCUCUUAAAUUCAGGAACUAUGAACUUUCUCUCUUUGUCUGUGUGCGUCUGUGGUUUGUAUGGAUGAGGUCACAGAUACAGACUCAUUAACUAUCUUUUAGUGAUAUACAGCACAGCGUUAACUUAUGUGUCAGCCCCUGUUGGUCCUGUCUCGAUACAGCUACAUCUAGUUAAAUCAAAAAAACAUUGAUUUUAGUCUGAGAAUGUAUCUUCCUCAAAUUCGUAUUGGUUCAAUGUGUAAUUAAGUUUAUUGUAUCAUGUAUUGUUUUGAGAUGACAUGCUUAUUUAAUUAUUCUUUAUCAAGCAGAAAUGACCUGUGGAUAAAGUUGUGUUUUUUAACACUUUGUUCUCAUGUCAUUUGUGCCAUUUGAGAUGUAAAAGCUAUUUCAAAAGAUAUCAAAUGUUGUGCUUUGGGGGUGAGUCAUGGCAAAUUCUUUCAUGCUGGCUUUCAAAGCACCUACCCCUGAAUGAUGGCAAUUUAAAGUUUUCAUUUUCUGACUACUGAGAAGUCAAGGUUGUUUGUAACAUUUUGCGAAAAAGAAUUGUGAGGCGGUGACCUGGUAGAAAUUUUAAUAUAUAUAUAUAUAGCAAUCACUUGUCCUUCAAAUGUGAAGGAGGGUCAGUACGCAUCAUGAGGAACGUUCAUCAUUAGCUCCUCCAAGGAAUCUAGUUUAGUUUAUAAUAACACUGAAUAUGGGAAACACGAGUGAAUGGUUGAAUAAAAGUUGAUUUGUCAUCAGUGGAUCAACUGCUGUACUUCAUAUUUAGCGGCUCUCUAGGUUUUUCCACUCUGAGCGCAGUGUUGAUGUACAUACUGAAACAUACUAUAGCUAUAGUCAUUCUGUUAAUCUAAUUCUAUUCUUCUUUCUGCGUUACCUCCUGGUUAAUAAAGAUUUAUAGCACCCAAGAGGAGAUUUAACAGCCUAUGCAGGGUUCCUACACAAGUCUGGUUAUGUGUGGAAAAUUAAUUUUCCUCAAGUUUGAUAAUUGCAGUCUGUAUGAAAACAAAUGUUCAGUCCUGAAACAGACGGCUGUACAUUGUUUAAUCUACUAUCAUUUCUCAUAUUAGCUCACUGGGUCACUGUCAUUAUGGCAUAUGCAGCGGUUUUGUCAUAAUGAAAAUGACUGAGAAUCUUACAAUUUAAAGCUAUCAGUCAGGAAAAUGUUUAAAUUUAGGAAUGGGAGAAUGUGCAGGAACCCUGUAAAUGCCUUUUUAUAGAUGGUCUAUGGUUGUGUUCUAACAGCCAGUGUAUCACAAACAGCUCCUCUUGCAUCUGUUCUGUAAAUAGCCAGUUUUCACAGCAGGGCUACAGUAAAAUGAUAAUAUCUGAUCAUGGAAAGCAUAAUUUGCUUUGUCAAAGCCGUAGCAAGGCUGAGAAAUUACUGCUGGCAGCAAGAUGCAAAAGUAUACAUGUAAAUGAAUGAUGUUUAAGGGGUAAACGUAGAAGCAGAAUAAGUUGUGGCGGGCUGUUAAGGCCUCGCUGUGGGAAAUUGGCUAAUGAUAAAGUGAUACAGUAUGCUGAAAGUAUCUCUCAUAUGCAUCUUCUGGCUUGUUUGUUUUGGGAAAAAAAUGAUAAUUUGUGUUCUCUGCUGCAGGCAUACACCUAUUGAGUUUGUAAAGAUUGAAAUGAACUGUUAUUCAGGGCUUUGUAUUGCUAUAAGUGAUCACCCUCAGCCCGUUACUUGUCAGCUGAGAUCUAAUUAGUCUAGCCUAAGGCCGCCUCGCUGUCCUGAGGCUGUUUAUUCAUUGUUGUACCAACAGCCACUGGAAUGUAAAUCCAACCGUUUUGUCUAUUUUGAAUAUGUUCAUAUGCAGGUCGUCUUAUCUGAAAUUAGCUUGGUUAACGGAUGACUGUACAACAAAGUAAAAAUGCCUUUUGUUUUCACGGCUGCCUCUGUUAAAUAUUUGUACUCAAUAAAUCUAUUUUGAAAUUCA
This is a messenger RNA of Dicentrarchus labrax (European seabass), 3257 nucleotides long. RefSeq names its product synaptosomal-associated protein 23. Gene Ontology annotation, cellular component: SNARE complex; plasma membrane. Lineage: Eukaryota; Metazoa; Chordata; Actinopteri; Moronidae. Gene Ontology annotation, molecular function: SNAP receptor activity; syntaxin binding. The coding region runs from base 166 to 873 and encodes 235 amino acids. Gene Ontology annotation, biological process: synaptic vesicle fusion to presynaptic active zone membrane; exocytosis; synaptic vesicle priming. The record is from RefSeq and is a predicted model, not a curated record. The transcript is spliced from 8 exons.